Messenger RNA from Cuscuta europaea, 2938 nucleotides. The record is from the annotation of a GenBank genome assembly. NCBI's taxonomy places the organism in Eukaryota, Viridiplantae, Streptophyta, Magnoliopsida, Solanales, Convolvulaceae.
CCGGAUUGUAAUAGCAAAAAAAAGGGCGAGAUAAAAAGAAAAAUGGACCACGGCUAAUCGCAAACCCUUCCCUGCCGAUGGAAGAACAUAAACAAGUAGAGAGAGAGAGGAGACUUGCAUGAGGGCGACAAAUGCUGAAUCGGAAGGAGAACAGAUGUCCGUCCACCAUUAAUGGGCUUACGACACACUUCGGUCUCAGCAAUGGCGGACUCUCAGUCAGAGCCGUUACGCUCCAAACCUGCCAGAAAUCCCGAGCCUACACUCUCACUCUUCCGUUCGCAUCCUGUUUCGAUACUAUAUAAGAGGGUUAGGCUCUCUUGUUUCUGCUUCGUCCAAUCCGCCCUAAUUAAACCUGUUUGGUAAAAAUGGCCAUUGAAAUCGUUCGGAUCUGCGCUCAGCUUCUUCUUAAGGCGGUGAACUAUCUGAUAGGCUUCACCGGCCUUGCCAUCCUCGCGUACACUUACCGGAGAUACUCUCUCGCCAUGGAUAACAGAGGUAGCCCAGAUGAUGAUUCCAACCUUUGGUAAAUUUCUGCUGUCUUCCUGUGCACGAUGUUCUUGCAUUCCAGUGAAUAUUUUUUAGCUAAAUUUGGAGUUACUGUGGUGGAUUGGUGGUUUUGGGACUGUAUAUGUUUCCCGUAGUAAAAAAACACUGUAUUAUUUUGUGGAGUGAUUAAGGGAAUGUGAGGACAUCUUUACUGUAAUUUUCUCGGAUAGUGACUCUUUCUGGUGCAUAUGUGAACUAAGUCUUGAUUCCAUCAAUCAUGAUUUUAAAAUUACAAUCAUGCUGUGCUAAUGUUUCUGGUCAACUUCUUCUAUACUAUCAUUGCCUAUUAAACUCUUCUGUUGGUAUAUAUGCACAAGUUCUUAGUAAUGACUACCAAUCUUUACAUUUGUAUUCCAGGUUCUUAUACACCUCUGUUUGUGUUGGCAUAGCUUUCUGUUUUGUGGCUCGUGUAGGCCACGUUGGUGCAGUGACUACAAAUAAAACAUGUUUGGCCUCUUAUUGUGCUUUGAUGUUUUCCCUUAUCCUGACGGAAGUUCGCCUAUUCUUGAACGAAGACUGGAGAGAGGUAUUCAAAUUUAUUCUGCACUCUACAUAUGAAAUAGCACCUCAAUGUAUUAUAUCUUAACAAAAUUCUUGGUUGCUGGAUUCCAAUCCGUUUGGUUGAAUCAGAGUUCACCCAAGGACUGGACUGGAGGGGUUGAUGAGAUUAACACUUUCAUUGCAAAUAACAAUGAACUUUACUUUUGGGCAGGCUUUUUACUGACGUCUCACCAUGUAACUGUCUCUUUUCUCUAUCUGAUUCCAAACGGGCUUCGUUCCGUGUCUGAUUAGUCUUACAUGCACCAAAUAAUGUCUCAUUAUUGAGUUACUUGUAACUUCCUACUAUGCAAUUAUUUUUCGACGUGCAGUCAAUUUGUGCAAUUCUUGCACUGAUUCUCUAUGCCAUUGUUGAGUCCAUGGGCAACAAUGGCGAUGACCCAGUUCCAGAGAGAGCCCCACUCUUGCCAACUUAUAUUCGCAGUACGCCGUUCCGUUGGUAGCAUAGGUAAAUCUAAUUAUACCAAUGUAUCAUAUUUUAAAACUUGUUUGGGGCACCCUUCUUUUGGAAAUGAAAGUACAUCAAUUACAACUAUAAUUAGAUUCUUAUGUUAAAUUAUUAGCACUCUAUUCGUAUUUUAUUUUUGGGAUGAAUUGAAAUAAGCAUUAAAUUCAUCACUUCAGCCCAGUACAUUACAUGCAGGUUAUUCACUGACAAGUCUUGGCCUUUGAAUGCAUAUAUGGUAACUUGGACUUAUGUAUUGUUGGUUUUAUUAAAACCAAAGAUAAAUACAUAACUUUAAGAGGUUCAUAGCCGGGCAAGUGGAUAUGGCACAUCCACAUGAUAGGGUGUUUUAGCAUGCUUUUCCAAAACAAGUGUCUCCAAAACAAGUAUGUACAUCUAUCAUUUUUUACCAAUAGAAAAAUCAAUAGUUGUACCUUACGAAAAUGAAAAAGUUGUACGUUGUUGGAAAAUGAAUCUUUUUAUAGACGUGAGGAUGCGAGGCUGAAAUACUUUUCAACUUCUUGGAACAGUUCUAUUUAUUAAACACUGAAGUUUUUACUCUAAUUAUGUUGAGGAAAUUUCAUUCAUUCUGUCUCGGUUUAUUUUGCUUCUGUAUUUCUAAAAACACUUUAGGUUCGUUUGGGAUGAGGGAAAUGUGAAUGAAUGAAAGUAGGAAGGAUAGGUUUAGAGAAAUUUGGAAGGAAAGAAGAUGUAGUGGAAAUUAAAACAAUGUGUGAGGCUCACUAAAUUUAUAUUAAUUGUUUGAGUUUAUUUUGUUUAUGCUAUGAAUACUACACAACCUAAAAACAUAUGUAAAAUUUUCGAAAACAUCAAUCAAAUUCUAUUUUCCCUUAUGCAUUAUCUGAGGUAAAUUCUUCAUCACAAAAUAGUUAUUCAUACAUUUUCUUUCUUUUCCCUAUUUCCCGAGUCCAAAACAGUCUGUGUUUUUAUGGUAGAUCAAAAAUCACAAAACUACAUGGGGUGGGCAUCUUGUUAAUUAUCUUUUUGAAUGUUCAAGGAAACAUCCGGAAAGGAGACUGUACAAGAGGGGAGGAAGGCUUUGGAGAAGUGCUAUUUAAGAAAGCUCCAUGUUGAUCAGCUCAAGAACUUCAGCUGUGAAGCUAAACAAGUAACUCUGUCUGUGUAGUUGAAACACUUGUUGACGGCUAUUAUUCUGCCCAGACAAGUGCCUAUAGAAUGUAUAUCGAUUGAUGGUUGGAUUAAUACCCAAAUGGUUUUAGAUUACGUUUGUAUUAGAUGCUUAUAUUACUAGACUAAAUCCUGAGCCCUUGCCGCUGUAUUUAGUACCUUCAAAGAUGUUGAUAUUUAUAUUAUACAAAUGUUCAAGUUCUUUGGCUGUUCUUCAGCAUAAAAAAUCAUUUUACCGAA